AUAACGAUGCAACGAUGGAUCAGGAACGUGGGACAGAUGUAGAUAGGUUAGCGGUUGCAGUAAAUCCGGAUGAGACUCCAUCGCAAGUUCGCUUGGAAUGUGACGAAGUGUUGCUUCACGGCUCACCCUGUAUUCCACCUGAUUAUGAUAAUAAUUCAACUAAUAUGCAAGUAGCACAGCUUCAGCAACGUGACGUUGGCGAAGAAGUUCCCAUGAUUGUUAGUUAUUGUGCAGAGAAUCAGGAUGGAAAUCAUACUCGUGACAGUCGUUUGAUGCCGGAACAAUAUGCCAAUGGUCUAAUUCAUCAGGAAGAGCAAAAUGUCAUUAAUUAUGUCACUGCAUCACAAUGCAUUCAAUGA
Molecule: messenger RNA, 359 nt
Organism: Acanthocheilonema viteae
Lineage: Eukaryota; Metazoa; Nematoda; Chromadorea; Rhabditida; Onchocercidae
Source: the annotation of a GenBank genome assembly